This is a messenger RNA of Pichia kudriavzevii, 1230 nucleotides long. RefSeq lists its product as uncharacterized. Gene Ontology annotation, molecular function: ATP binding; tetrahydrofolylpolyglutamate synthase activity; dihydrofolate synthase activity. Bases 1 to 1230 code for a protein of 409 amino acids. The transcript has a single exon. The record is from RefSeq and is a predicted model, not a curated record. Gene Ontology annotation, cellular component: cytosol; mitochondrion; cytoplasm. Gene Ontology annotation, biological process: folic acid-containing compound biosynthetic process. Lineage: Eukaryota; Fungi; Ascomycota; Pichiomycetes; Pichiales; Pichiaceae.
AUGCCGUUAGAUUUACAACUACAUAGAGUUCAAAAGCUGUUAAAGCUCCUGAAGAACCCACAUUAUAAACCUCAAUUUAUUCAUGUCGCCGGUACAAAUGGAAAAGGGUCAGUGUGUUCAUAUAUAUCUCAUAUCCUCGAAGAAGCUGGAAUUGCCAAUGGGAGAUUCAAUUCCCCACAUUUGAUCACGGCUAGGGACUCUAUUCAGAUUAAUAAUAACCCAGUAUCAUUGCCUGUAUAUGAAAAGUUCCGAAAUUUGAUACUGGAAACAAAUGAUAGGUAUGAUGUGGGGUGUACAGAGUUCGAACUACUGACAUGUACAGCAUUCCAGAUAUUUGCAGAGUUUAAUAUUCCAAUUGCUAUAAUGGAAGUUGGAGUUGGGGGGAGAUUGGAUGCAACAAAUGUAAUUCCAGCGGAUAGAACCUUAGUAGUCGGUAUCACCAAAGUUGCACUUGAUCAUCAAAAUUUAUUAGGCAACACAUUAGCCGAAAUCGCCUUUCAAAAGGUAGGGAUUUUCAAAGAAAAAGUCCCAGCUAUUAUUGACGGAUCAAACGAAACAACAGUUAUAGACAUCGCUAAGAAAGAAGCAGCAAACGUUUUGGCUCCCUUGGUUAUUGCUACUAGAAAAGAUUGCUGGAUUCAGCCUACCUUGCUAGGUGAUUAUCAGUAUGAUAAUUUGGCAGUAGCCCUAAAAAUGAUAGACCAGAUCAAAGACCAAAAAAUAACAAGAGAAUCUGUUAAAAAAGGAAUUGAGAAAACGGUAUGGCCCGGAAGACUACAAGAGUAUAAUUUUCCUAUCCAACACCUCUUACAUGAAACAAGUGAACCCACGUUUCCUAUGUUACUUGACGGUGCACAUAAUACACAAGCUGCAUUUGAACUCGGCAAAUACCUAGAAUAUAUAAGACCUGAAAAUGGCUUUGUAUUUAUCAUAGCUGUUACCAAGGGCAAAGAUUUAUCAACACUAUUCAAACAUAUUAUUACAAAAAAUGAUGAUAUUGUAUUUACUCAAUUCCAUGAUGAUAUUGAAGGUAUGCCAUGGAUUGAAUCAUCUCCAGUUGAGUUUUUGGAAAAGCAAAUCAAUGAUCAAAAAAUUCCCCAUGCAACCGUACAUACUAUUCCUAAUAUCGAGGAUUCUUUGAAAGAAGCCUUUCGAAUAUCUAGACAAACUGCUAAACGUGUCGUUGUUUGCGGUAGUUUGUAUCUCGUUGCAGAUGUCCUUAGAAUUUGA